Messenger RNA from Trichoderma aggressivum f. europaeum, 1119 nucleotides. RefSeq lists its product as uncharacterized. Gene Ontology annotation, molecular function: transmembrane transporter activity. Gene Ontology annotation, biological process: transmembrane transport. The record is from RefSeq and is a predicted model, not a curated record. NCBI's taxonomy places the organism in Eukaryota, Fungi, Ascomycota, Sordariomycetes, Hypocreales, Hypocreaceae. The coding region runs from base 1 to 1119 and encodes 372 amino acids. Gene Ontology annotation, cellular component: plasma membrane. The transcript has 4 exons.
AUGGGUGCUUUUUCUCUCAUCCUGGGAUCCAGCGUGGUGAUAGGGCCGAUUAUCGGUGGUGCCAUCACUCAAUCACAUCUUGGAUGGCACUGGCUAUUCUGGAUCAACAUCCCCAUAAUAGGUCUCGUACUACUAUUGGUUGUCGGAGUAACUUACACGGGCGGCCCUGACCUCAGAGGAGAAAAAUAUGGCUUGAAGUUUUGGGAGAAAUUGAGGCUGCUUGACUGGCUUGGCACAAGUUUACUUGCCUUGACCCUUGUACCUCUGAUCCUGGCCCUUGACUUUGGCCAGACAUAUGGGUGGAAAAACCCUCGAAGUGUAGUCAUGUUUGCUGUGUUUGGGGUCAUCAAAGAUCUUAAUCCACGUACCAGUGGAUUCCUCUCGUUCCCUCUCGCAGGCACGCUGGCCAUCAGCACUUUCGCCUUCUCCAUUAUAUCUACCAAAAUUCCCUAUUUUAACCCCCUCGCGAUCGGUGGAACCGUCAUAUUUUUGGUCUCAAAUGUCCUAUUUAUUACUAUGAAGUCCAAUUUUUCAGUUGCGGAGGUGGUUGGCUAUGAAAUAGUGGCUGGCUUUGGGGUGGGAAUGGCCUGGCUGGCAGAAAUUAUUUAUCCAAGAGCAGUUCUUGAUAAACACCAGCUGGCGACCUCGCUAGGAUAUUCUCGCAUGUUACAGCAGAUUGGGGCGGCCGUGGCUGUUCAAAUCUCAGCAGUUGCUUUCACCACUACCUUGACCCAUAGCCUCGCUGGCCUCUCGCUUACACCUGAUGAGAUUUCAUCCCUCAAAGGAGGCAGCGGAAUAAAUAGCCAAUUAUCUCCCGGCGCAAAAGCUGUAGUCGUUGAUGCCUACAGUAAGGCUAUAAGAAUAGGCCUAGCGCCUUCGUUGGCAUGGGCAGGCAGCGAACAGAAGGACCAAAGUGUUGGUGAUAAUGACAGUGGCAGUGGUGUUGGGGAUGUUGCACUGUCGGUCCUGGUGCCCUCUACAGAAACCAGCUCUGUGAAAAACGAUUACUCGGCGGUCAGUGCGCCUGAGAGAAAUUUACUCGUCAGCCGACUCAGUUUCGACUCUUUGCACAUGGUGGAUCGGUAUGAUGAGAACGGUCGCUGGACGGGCGUUGCUUGA